GGCAACUCCAGGAUUUGGCCACCCUUCCGUGCCUGUCACCCCACCCCUCUGUUCUCCUAGGGUGACCUUGAGCCGCAAACCUGCUGUCUGCGUGGACCGGGGCCGACAUCACACGUCCAUCUGCCAGGACCUCUGUGUCCAAACUCCGAGACAUGGCGACCAAUGGCAGCAAGAUGGCUGAUGGGCAGAUCUCCACGGAGGUCAGCGAGGCCCCCGUGGCCAAUGACAAGCCCAAAACUCUGGUGGUCAAGGUGCAGAAGAAGGCGGCGGACCUUCCGGACCGGGACACGUGGAAGGGCCGCUUUGACUUCCUCAUGUCCUGUGUGGGCUACGCCAUUGGCCUGGGCAACGUCUGGAGAUUCCCCUAUCUCUGCGGCAAAAACGGUGGUGGGGCCUUCCUGAUCCCCUACUUCCUGACACUCAUCUUUGCCGGGGUCCCACUCUUCCUGCUGGAGUGCUCCCUGGGCCAGUACACAUCCAUCGGGGGCCUGGGGGUGUGGAAGCUGGCCCCCAUGUUCAAGGGUGUGGGCCUUGCCGCUGCCGUGCUGUCAUUCUGGCUGAACAUCUACUACAUCGUUAUCAUCUCCUGGGCCAUCUACUACCUGUACAAUUCCUUCACCACAACGCUGCCGUGGAAACAGUGUGACAACCCCUGGAACACGGACCGCUGCUUCUCCAACUACAGCAUCGUCAACACCACCAACAUGACCAGCGCCGUGGUCGAGUUCUGGGAGCGGAACAUGCAUCAGAUGACAGACGGGCUGGAUAAGCCAGGACAGAUCCGCUGGCCUCUGGCCAUCACCCUGGCCAUCGCCUGGAUCCUUGUGUAUUUCUGUAUCUGGAAGGGUGUUGGCUGGACUGGAAAGGUGGUUUACUUCUCUGCCACUUACCCGUACAUCAUGCUGAUCAUCCUGUUCUUCCGUGGAGUUACGCUGCCUGGGGCCAAGGAGGGUAUCCUCUUCUACAUCACACCCAACUUCCGCAAGCUGUCUGACUCCGAGGUGUGGCUGGAUGCGGCAACCCAGAUCUUCUUCUCCUACGGACUGGGUCUGGGAUCCCUGAUCGCUCUUGGGAGCUAUAACUCUUUCCACAACAACGUCUACAGGGACUCCAUCAUUGUCUGCUGUAUCAAUUCCUGCACCAGUAUGUUCGCGGGAUUUGUCAUUUUCUCCAUCGUGGGCUUCAUGGCCCAUGUCACCAAGAGGUCCAUUGCUGAUGUGGCAGCCUCAGGCCCUGGAUUGGCGUUCCUGGCGUACCCGGAGGCGGUGACCCAGCUCCCCAUCUCUCCCCUCUGGGCCAUCCUCUUCUUCUCGAUGCUGCUGAUGCUGGGCAUUGACAGCCAGUUCUGCACCGUGGAGGGCUUUAUCACGGCCCUGGUGGAUGAGUACCCCAGGCUCCUCCGCAACCGCAGGGAGCUCUUCAUUGCGGCUGUCUGCAUCGUCUCCUACCUGAUCGGCCUCUCCAACAUCACCCAGGGGGGCAUCUAUGUCUUCAAACUGUUUGAUUACUACUCUGCAAGCGGCAUGAGCCUGCUGUUCCUCGUGUUCUUCGAAUGUGUCUCCAUUUCCUGGUUUUACGGUGUUAACCGAUUCUAUGACAACAUCCAAGAGAUGGUUGGCUCCAGGCCCUGCAUCUGGUGGAAACUCUGCUGGUCCUUCUUCACCCCAAUCAUUGUAGCGGGUGUGUUCAUUUUCAGUGCUGUGCAGAUGACUCCUCUCACCAUGGGAAACUACAUUUUCCCCAAGUGGGGCCAGGGCGUGGGCUGGCUCAUGGCUCUGUCUUCCAUGGUCCUCAUCCCUGGGUACAUGGCCUACAUGUUCCUCACCUUAAAGGGCUCCCUGAAGCAGCGCAUCCAGGUCAUGAUCCAGCCCAGCGAAGACAUCGUUCGCCCAGAGAACGGUCCGGAGCAGCCCCAGGCCAGCGGCUCAGCCAGCAAAGAGGCCUACAUCUAGGGGUGUCUGGCGGCUUGCCGACCCGACACUCUCACCCCCCAACCUGGCUGAACAUGACCACCACUUGAUGUCUGAAGAUACCGUCUAUCUCAACCUACCUCGAGUGGCGAGUCCAGACACCAUCACCAUGCAAAGAGAGGGGAGGUGGGGGACAGUCACCCCCAGUGGGCUCCGCCCUGGGCAAAGAUACCCGAUGGCUCCAGCACCUGCGCGCUGGUGACCUUUUGAAUGCGGGCCCCAUAAGCAUCAAGCAAUCAGCCUCUGUGACUGUGCGAUAGAUCAUUUUUAUCCUGCCAGCGAGUGUGAUGCGGUGAGGCCACACACUCGUGGCUUUUAGUCAUAUUCCUGACUGUUCUCCUACUGCCGAAACUCAUGACUCUUAUCUCAGACUUUGCCGGAGUUCGGUUCCGUCGGAACGCUGCUCUGAACACAUGAAAAGGGCAUUCUGUAUAAUGGGGAUUUCCAGGGAGAGCUCACUCUUAAGUAGCAGGGAGCCCGCGGAGCUCUGACUUUCAUUUUUUUUGUUUGUUUGUUUAU
Odobenus rosmarus divergens (Pacific walrus) is the source of this 2489-nucleotide messenger RNA. RefSeq names its product solute carrier family 6 (neurotransmitter transporter, GABA), member 1 (gene SLC6A1). The record is from RefSeq and is a predicted model, not a curated record. NCBI's taxonomy places the organism in Eukaryota, Metazoa, Chordata, Mammalia, Carnivora, Odobenidae. Gene Ontology annotation, cellular component: cell surface; plasma membrane; axon. Gene Ontology annotation, biological process: neurotransmitter transport; sodium ion transmembrane transport. The transcript has 14 exons. Gene Ontology annotation, molecular function: gamma-aminobutyric acid:sodium:chloride symporter activity. The coding region runs from base 153 to 1952 and encodes 599 amino acids.